AUCUCACCCUCUCCCCUCCAAUCUUCUUCUCUCUCCUCUUUCCCUCCCAUUUCCUCGCACCCAAAAAAAAAAAAAAAAAAAAAUCCGAAACCCUCGACCACCACCAUGAGAGAAAUCCUCCACAUCCAGGGCGGCCAGUGCGGCAACCAAAUCGGCGCCAAGUUCUGGGAAGUCAUCUGCGACGAGCACGGCAUCGACACCACCGGCCGUUACUGCGGCGACGCCGAGCUCCAGCUCGAGCGCAUCAAUGUCUAUUACAACGAGGCCAGCGGCGGAAGGUACGUCCCACGCGCCAUCUUGAUGGAUCUCGAGCCCGGCACCAUGGACUCCGUCCGAUCCGGCCCCUUCGGCCAGAUUUUCAGGCCCGAUAACUUCGUCUUCGGCCAGUCCGGGGCCGGGAACAACUGGGCCAAGGGCCAUUAUACUGAAGGCGCCGAGCUCAUCGAUUCCGUUCUUGAUGUCGUCCGUAAGGAAGCUGAGAAUUGCGAUUGCCUACAGGGAUUUCAAGUGUGUCAUUCUUUGGGUGGAGGCACCGGCUCAGGGAUGGGAACUCUUCUUAUUUCAAAGAUCAGGGAGGAGUACCCGGAUCGGAUGAUGCUGACAUUUUCGGUCUUUCCUUCUCCAAAGGUGUCGGACACGGUUGUGGAGCCGUACAAUGCGACCCUAUCCGUGCACCAGCUUGUAGAAAAUGCUGAUGAAUGUAUGGUUUUGGACAAUGAGGCUCUGUAUGACAUCUGCUUUCGGACUCUCAAGCUUGCCACCCCUACUUUUGGUGAUCUUAACCACCUAAUCUCUGCCACCAUGAGUGGUGUCACAUGCUGUCUUCGGUUCCCUGGACAGCUGAACUCUGACCUUCGAAAGCUUGCAGUCAACCUUAUCCCUUUUCCGCGUCUCCAUUUCUUUAUGGUUGGGUUUGCACCCCUGACCUCAAGAGGAUCACAGCAGUACCGUUCUCUGACUGUGCCUGAGUUGACCCAGCAGAUGUGGGAUGCCAAAAACAUGAUGUGUGCUGCUGAUCCACGCCAUGGACGUUACCUUACUGCUUCUGCCAUGUUCCGUGGUAAGAUGAGCACCAAAGAAGUUGAUGAACAGAUGAUUAACGUCCAGAACAAGAACUCCUCAUACUUUGUUGAGUGGAUUCCCAAUAAUGUCAAGUCCAGUGUGUGUGACAUCCCACCAAAGGGUUUGGCAAUGGCUUCCACUUUUAUUGGGAACUCAACUUCCAUCCAGGAAAUGUUCAGGAGGGUUAGUGAGCAAUUCACAGCUAUGUUCAGGCGAAAGGCUUUCUUACAUUGGUACACUGGGGAGGGAAUGGAUGAGAUGGAGUUCACCGAGGCUGAGAGUAACAUGAAUGAUCUGGUGGCUGAGUACCAGCAAUACCAGGAUGCAACUGCCGAGUAUGAGGAGGAGUAUGAGGAGGAGGAAGAGGAGGUUGCUGCUUGAUGUGUCUUUGCAGUUUCUUCAUUUUGUAUUGUUGGGUUACUAUGUACGAGUGGUUGUUGAAUGCUCAUUCAAUUUAGAAUCAACAUGAAAUCUGUUGUGGGGUUGUUGUAUAAGAGACGGGUUUUUGAUUAAAACGCUUUUGUGUUGGAUUUGAAUGUUCAGUUGCACCGAGUAGGGCAUAUAAUGUGAAUAAUAUGUUUUGAUGAUGAA
Molecule: messenger RNA, 1653 nt
Organism: Rosa rugosa (rugosa rose)
Lineage: Eukaryota; Viridiplantae; Streptophyta; Magnoliopsida; Rosales; Rosaceae
Product: tubulin beta chain
Exons: 3
Coding region: 106-1443 (445 amino acids)
Biological process (GO): mitotic cell cycle; microtubule cytoskeleton organization
Cellular component (GO): microtubule; cytoplasm
Molecular function (GO): GTP binding; structural constituent of cytoskeleton; GTPase activity
Source: RefSeq, a predicted model, not a curated record